CAAAAGUCGGAAAUUGACAGCACAACUUCACUUGGAAGUCUAGACUAUGGGGCUGUGUCAGUUUCAGCCCCAAAGAUGCCAAUAAGUAAAUGGCCCCCACGUGAAAGGCAUCAACAUAUAUCAAACCGCUUCCUCCCCGUUUCUUCCUGAGACCAUCUGUUCUACCAUCGAAGGUCGGUAGCAUUGUACAUGUCAAGACAAUAUGAGCGAAUCAAGCGAAUCCGUCCUGUCAAUUCUCACCGGACAAUCCUGGUUCUGGGAUCCCAUGCAGAGCAAUGAGAUCAGGUUCCAUCCGGACGGCAGUGGCCACUUGAUCUGUCGUUAUGAAACCCAGGUGUGGAUUAUGGCAGAGUUGGAUUGGAAAUUCCUACGCCCAGCUUCUCUCGAGCAGGUCGCUUCCACCAACACCGAUGGUCUUCUUAGCGAAUUCGAGAUUGAGAUUAGGCUCUCCCAGAGACAAAUUGCAGAGUCUUAUGUCCCCCCUGGUCGUCGCAUCAACGAAGCUUUACUCACCGACAAAGCUUUUGAGCCCAAGGUUUUCACUAUACGAUUGGAACGAGGAUCAUUCCUUACUCAGCAUGAUAGAACGGGGGACAGACAGUGUGGAGAUACCUCAAGAUGGGCUAUGCGUCUGGUCUUUGACAGGUCUCCCUAUCCCCAGCCCGAGGAGUGGAAGGAGAUGACCAGCAGUCUUCAGGCGCAUAAGACGUGGAAGUGGAAUGAAUUUUGCAGCCAUCAGCUGCAUGAGCAGGGUCUUCUGACAGCGACUUGGUCAAAGCUUAGGGAAGCAUUUUUCUCUUGACGAAUCUAUGAGAGAAUAGGUGUGAAUUUGUCAAAAAAUAAUUACAAGAAUUCAAUAAAUAGCGACCGGGCUAUACAUGAACGGCUCAAUUUCCCUA
Aspergillus uvarum CBS 121591 is the source of this 899-nucleotide messenger RNA. RefSeq lists its product as uncharacterized. The record is from RefSeq and is a predicted model, not a curated record. NCBI's taxonomy places the organism in Eukaryota, Fungi, Ascomycota, Eurotiomycetes, Eurotiales, Aspergillaceae. The transcript is spliced from 3 exons. Bases 344 to 802 code for a protein of 152 amino acids.